CCCCGGUAAAGACGGCUACAACACACGCUAUCCAAGGAACCUAUACAACCCCCUUGUUUUUAGAUGGAAUUCGAAGUUAUCGCGCGAUGUCCGACGACACGGGCCCGCGCCUCUCGUAUGCGCCUCGCCCACGGCGUCACAAUGCUCCCUACCUUUAUGCCUGUGGCUACUCAAGCCGCGAUCAAGGGGCUUACACCUCAGCAAGUCGAAGCACUCGGAGUCACUCUGAUACUCAACAACACCUACCACCUAAAUCUCCGUCCUGGUAUAGAGAUCCUCCAGGAGGCAGGGGGCGCGCAUAAAUUUCAGAAUUGGCCUCGUAAUUUAUUGACGGAUAGUGGAGGCUUUCAGCUAGUAUCCCUCAGCAAGUUCACCAAGAUCACUGAAGAAGGCGCCCUAUUUGCAAGUCCGUUUACCGGGGAACCUACUAUGUUGACCCCUGAAGAGAGUAUCUCGGUGCAACAUGCGAUCGGCGCGGAUAUCAUCAUGCAGCUCGAUGAUGUUGUACCAUCCCUAACAGAUGACCGCGCCCGUGUUGAAGAGGCUAUGGAGCGCUCUGUAAGAUGGCUAGACCGCUGUAUUGUUUACCACGAGCAGUCCGGCCGGAAAUCCCAGCAAAACCUCUUCGCCAUUGUACAAGGCGGCCUCGACUCCCAGCUGCGAGACCGCUGCUUGGACCAGAUGAUUGAGAGGAAAGACAGGGUAGCUGGCUAUGCUAUCGGCGGUCUCAGUGGCGGUGAAGCGAAGGACGUCUUUUGGAGGAUGAUAAGCCAGUGCGCAGCAAGAUUACCGGAAGACCGUCCCCGCUAUUCUAUGGGAAUCGGAUUUGCGGAAGAUCUCCUCGUCUGUGUCGCCCUUGGCGUAGAUAUGGCCGAUUGUGUCUUCCCCACACGGACAGCGCGCUUUGGUGUCGCGCUAACCCACAAGGGUCCACUAAACCUGCGGCUCGCUCGGCAUGCGGCCGACCUGAGCGUUAUUGACCCCGCAUGCCCGUGCCCGACGUGCACAGACGGCACCUCGCGCGCGAUGCUGCACCACAUUGUUACGCACGAAACUGCAGGGGCCCACGCGGUGACACUGCACAAUAUAGUUUUUCAGGCGCAGGUGAUGGGCCGUGCGCGGGACGCCAUCAUUAAGGGCACUUUUCCCGAGUAUCUGAGGAGCUUCUUCGCGGAGUAUUUUGGCGACGUGGGCUAUCCAAGAUGGUGUGUUGAUGCGCUACGGAGUGUCGGGGUCGACCUGCUCGAGGGCAGGGAAGACGUGCCCAUCAUAGAGGGCAAUGGGGCGAAGUGGGAAUAUGCUCAGUAGAUUAGAGUUUACCUGUAUUACUGAGACGGCGUGGGCCAAACAUCUGUGGGUCACCAUGUUCCAAAAGAAAUGGGAUAACCCUCGGGUCUCCCGCGA
Messenger RNA from Schizophyllum commune H4-8, 1404 nucleotides. Its product is annotated as Queuine tRNA-ribosyltransferase. Gene Ontology annotation, molecular function: tRNA-guanosine(34) queuine transglycosylase activity. The record is from RefSeq and is a predicted model, not a curated record. The transcript is spliced from 11 exons. The coding region runs from base 64 to 1308 and encodes 414 amino acids. Gene Ontology annotation, cellular component: cytosol. NCBI's taxonomy places the organism in Eukaryota, Fungi, Basidiomycota, Agaricomycetes, Agaricales, Schizophyllaceae.